Messenger RNA from Nymphalis io (European peacock), 1204 nucleotides. RefSeq names its product aquaporin-like. Gene Ontology annotation, molecular function: water channel activity. The record is from RefSeq and is a predicted model, not a curated record. Bases 153 to 917 code for a protein of 254 amino acids. The transcript has 4 exons. Gene Ontology annotation, cellular component: plasma membrane. NCBI's taxonomy places the organism in Eukaryota, Metazoa, Arthropoda, Insecta, Lepidoptera, Nymphalidae. Gene Ontology annotation, biological process: transmembrane transport.
AGCAGCCGUGGGCGGGCAGCGAGCUGCGAGCGCGUCGCACGGUCUCCGGCGGUCCGCGGUCUGAACGCCCGCGACCGCAGUCACCCUGCAGCUCCCGCGCUCGCCGCAUUGCUUUUUGCUGUUUGUUCCGAUCUUGAUCCGACUGGCGAGUCAUGCCUACUGACGAUUCCGAGCGCGGUUUGGCCGCGUGGUUACGACGCUGGUGGCGGCCGCUGGUCGCAGAGGUGGUGGCCACAGCGCUACUCGUGCUGCUUGGUAUCGCAGCGUUACUUCCUGUGGAUGGCAAGCACCCACCACUCACACACCCAGCGUUCGCUUUUGGCAUCGUCGUGUUAGCUAACGUGGAAGCAUUUGGACCUACUUCCGGCGCGCACAUGAACCCCUCCGUGACUCUAGCUGCUCUACUUGAUGGACGAAUAGGACCGGUUGCGGCAGCCGCAUACGUCAUUGCCCAGAUCUUCGGCGCUACGCUCGGUUUCGGUGCACUCAUGGCGAUAGCUCCAGAUGCCUUCAAUUCGGAAGUAAACGUGGGCGGCAACGCUCCGGGUAGUGUAGGAGUCAUCGCCGCCGCUGGUGUCGAGGCGCUGCUAACGGGUGUACUGGCCUUACUGUGCUGCGCCAUUUGGCGCGCUCACGAUGAAGGCAAGCAAGACCCCACCGUCUCUAUAAAGUUCGGCCUCACAAUAGCAGGACUCGUCUAUGCAGGAGGAGUGAUGUCAAGCGCAAGUCUCAACCCAGCACGCAGCUUUGGGCCUGCGCUUUUACUGGGUUUCCGUUCUGAUCACUGGGUGUACUGGGUGGGCCCAUUGGGCGGCUCGGCGCUGGGAACCCUCCUGCACCGCUAUGUGCUGCGGCCGAGUCGCGCCGCUCCACCGCUUGCGGAAGACUUGCCGCUACACGACAAGACCGAACAUUAGCCACACAAUAUAGUACAUCUUCACACCACACGCCGAUGCUGACAGUACUAUGAGUAAGGCAGUUUACAUGACUGCAAGUGAUUGUGCCGCCGUGAAAAUGACUUUAUAAUAUUGACAAGACAAAAAAAUUUAAUAUUGCCAAAAACUUUUUGAAGUGAUUCUCGUGAACUCUUUCGAUUUUGAAACGUAAUAAAAUGGCAGCCGCCGAUAAACAUUAGAUAAUAACUAUGUUUUGUGCAAUUAACUACAAAAUAAAUAAUUGUACUGAGUUACAAAAAAAGAACAUU